AUGCGACGCAAUCUCUGCCUCUCGAUUCUGGCCUUGGUCUUCACGCUGGUCGCGGCGACUUUGCUCGGGUCCGAAGUGCUGGCGCUGAUGUUUGAACAGCCGUGGAGGGCAAAGGACACUACUAUCAGGAAUUACGUAAGUUGGACGGAGGUUUUUUGGGGCUUUUGGGACUUUGACAAGGUAAUUUUUCGCUCGAGAUUUGGGGAAGGUACGAUUCUCAGGAUUUUUGUGAGAACUGUCAAAAAUCAGGCCGCGACUUUCAAAUAUACUCCCUAUUUAUGAUAUAAUAGUCAUACAGUGGGGGACCUGAACCAGUGGCAAAAAACAUACCAUUUUGCAUCCGGGAAGUAUCAAAAAUGUGGCAAAAUGCUUCCCUCUCCGAGUGAAAAAAUUCCGAUUUCAAAAACACGCCCGGUCUUUUUGUGAGGGAGACGAAGUUUUUUUUCACUUGGAGACGGAAGCAUUUUGCCUUAUUUUUGUUGCUUUCCAGAUGCAAAAUGGUACUUUUUUGGCACUGGAUCGGGUCCGUCACUGUAAUUACCCGCGCUAGUUGGAACUAUCGAGUUUUUAACAAGGAUCCUUAAAGAGUAUUGCUCAAAUGGCUUUCCAAUUUCUUUUAAAAUUUUCACUCGUACUCUUAAAUAUUCCGCUUACAUUUUUUUGGCAGCUUUAAUGGCUAUUUUACUGCGACAGCCGAGGAGUUCAAAAGUUCUGUUCUAAUAGUGAGAGAGCACGUAAAAUGAAGAGCGGCCAAGAGCAAAUUGUUUUGGGCCGUAAUUUUUUGAUUUCCGCUUCAUAAAAUAUGAAUUUUUACAUGGAAAUUGCACUCCCUCACUUCUUAGAGACCUUGUUUUUGAAGUCCGAAAUUGCAAAAAGAUAUUGUGUCAUCUUCAGGCCUAACGCUCGCAAAAAUUUCUGCAGAACAUAAAAAUUUUUUUCGACGUGUCCCAAGCCGUAAAAAUCACGAUGAAGAUGUAGCUGUACUUUUACGAUAAAAACAAAAUUUUGUAAAAUUAAUACUAAAUAGAGCUUACAACUUACAGUGGGGGACCUGAUCCAGCGGCAAAAAACGUACCAUUUUGGAUCCGGGAAGUAUUAAAAAUGUUGCAAAAUGCUUCCCUCUUCAAGUGAAAAAACUUCGUUUUGAAGGCUUCCUGGAUGCAAAAUGAUACGUUUUUUGCCACUGGAUCAGGUCCCCCACUGUAUUCUUCCAACCGAAUUUUUUUAUUGACCACAUGUUAAAAACCACAAUUUUUUUACUUUUCAGUGGCUGAUAAUCCGAAUCCUCCAAGUGGUCUCCAUUAUCAUAUCAAUCUUCACUUCCCUUACACUUCUAAUUUCCGCAAUAAACGCCGGACUUUGCUGGAAACCGGCGUCCAUCAAGGGCUAUCAUCUUCGGACUCAGCUGGCGACGAUUACCUUUUUUGCUUUCGGUUUUUUGGCCAUUGGAAGCCAGAUUCUUUUAUUCGAGCAUUUCCGGAGAAUCUCGUUGUUCUUGUACGCGGAUGCGGCGAAUUUUGCGCUACUGGCAUUGUUGUGCAGUUGUCAGAGAAUGGAGGUGAGUUGAGGGGAUAUCGGAAAAAGUGAUCUUUUGUUUGGUGUAAAUUUGCAUGGUAUUGAUAAAGCUGUAACUUCGAACGAUAUCAUCUCUCCAGCACGGACCUGAUCCGGGGGCAAAAAACGUAUCAUUUUGCAUUCGGGAAGUAUCAAAAAUGUGACUAAAUGCCUCCCUUUCCAACUGAAAAUACUUCGAUUUCAAAAGCGCGCCCCUUCUUUUUGUCGAAGGGAGGGGGAAGCAUUCUGCCACAUUUAAAAAAUUUUUAAAAAUGUUUUGGAGAGGGAAGCAUUUUGCCACAUUUUUGAUGCUUCGCGGAUGCAAAAUGAUACGUUUUUUGCCACUGGAUCAGGUCCUUCACUGUAUCGUCAAAAAACAACUUUUCUCUGGCCAGCUCUCUUCAUUUUACGUACUCUUUCGCCAAGUCGUUGAAUACAUCGGCUGUAUGUGCAAAUUGUGGGAUAAAAUUAUACAAGGGUGGUAUAUGAUCUUUAUUUAAGACGCUCACAAAAUUUAGAAACAAAAUUGAGGGUUCCACUGUCAUUGAUAUAAUCUUUUAUAUUUUUGAACUCAAUUACAUCAUUUUCCAAAAAACCGUUCCUCGUUCACCCACCAUGUCUACCCGUCAUCCAGCUGCUCUCUUCUCCUCAGCCCACCCAGUCUAAUUUCAUCAAAUUUCUAAUCAAAUCCCCUCAUUUUUCUUCCAGCUAAUCGACGAGAUGCGCGUCCACGAACCCGUCCCCGCCAAUAAUAAUCAGGAAGAUGAGGAUGUCCUGAACAGAUGGAUCUGCACUCUGGAGAACUCGCAACGUCAUUCGUUCUCGGCGCCCGUCGGCAAGGUCCUGCGGGAGAUGCGACAGAUGAGUCUGGUCGAGUCGCAACUCUCCAACUUUCAUCAGAUAUAA
Molecule: messenger RNA, 2460 nt
Organism: Bursaphelenchus xylophilus (pine wood nematode)
Lineage: Eukaryota; Metazoa; Nematoda; Chromadorea; Rhabditida; Aphelenchoididae
Source: the annotation of a GenBank genome assembly